GAUCCCAGCCAGAGCGUCCCCGGCUUCCAUCUCCCAGACUCGAACAGCGCCUCGCAGUCUUCUGCGCCUGGCGCAGCCUCGCACAGUCGCCCUACUUGGAGUCAGCGCGGGGUGCUUUGGUGCUGAAAGGUGACUGGAAUUACUGAAACUUCCGGGGAAUGUAGGCCACAGUCCUAAAAGAGAAGGACCAGCCAGCAGCGGCCGACCCCGAGGUCACCGAGUCCCGCUCGGCGGAGCCCGGAGGCCUCUGGGAGUGCGCGCCCGCCCGAGGAGUGCGCAGGCGCACACGCCCCGGCUCGCCAUCGUCCUCUUUGUCUGCUGACCAGUUUCUUUGUGUACCCUGAGGAGCUCCAGUUACUUCUUCAACACCUCUGUCAGUUCAAGGGCUCAGCCUGAAUUCUGGGUGCUGCUUUCACCCCUAACUGUAACAUCCAAGUCCCUAGUCACUAUUUAGAAGUUUGAAAUCACCAGUUCAAAGAAGAACAGCAAUGGAUUGAGAAAGAAAUACUCUCGCAGAGAAGACCUGGGGAUUUAUAAGUAGAUGAAGACACAACAUGAAAGAUUUGUCAAUUUAGUUUCAUCCUCCUCUGUGAAAAUACAGCUAAGGAAAAACAUAGACAGCCUAGUAAACAGAAAAGUAUUUUCUCUGAUCACCAACACUGAUUCUUUAAAAGUACACCUACAUACGUGUGACUACGUUUUAAAGUGUUGGGAACAUAAUUUGUACUUAAAUUAGAGAAGAUGUCUAAGAAAGGAUCCUUAAGAAUUAAAUGAGGAUGCUGUAUUUCUCCAUCUUUUAAUAGUCUAAUCUGCAAAUAACCAGUGUGAAAAGUCUUUCAUCAUAAAUUCAUCAUUACUAGAUACCCAAGAGCUAAUAUUGGAGACGAUUCCUAUAAUUUAGUGAAUGUGGAAAAGCUUUCUUCCAUGUUUCAUAUCAAGAGAUACUAAGGAAUUCUUGUUGGAGAAAAUACCUUUGCAUGAUAAAAAUGUUGGAAAGCCUUCAGCCUGAAUCAGAUCUCCUUCAGCAUGAUCAAAUUCAGACUAGAGAGAUACCAUUUGAGUGUAAUGAAUGUGGAAAAACCUUUAGCUUGAAGCAAAAUCUUACAGAACAUAAGAAAAUGCAUACUGAAGAGCAUUCACACAAAUGUCCCGAAUGUGGUAAGGUGUUCUCCCGAGUCUCAUCCCUUACUCUGCAUUUGAGAAGUCAUACAGGAAAGAAACCAUAUAAAUGUAAUAAAUGCGGAAAAGCCUUCAGCCAGAAAGGAAACUUACUUUCUCAUCAGAAACAUCACACUGGAGAAAAAUCUUAUGAAUGUGGGAAGGCCUCUAUUCAGAUGCCAGGUCUCAUUAAACGUCAGAGAAAUUGUACUGGGAACAAACCCUAUUCAUGUAAAGAAUGUGGGAAAGCCUUCAAUGGCAAAUCAUAUCUCACUGAGCAUGAGAAAAUUCAUACAGGAGAGAAACCAUUUGAAUGUAAUCAGUGUGGAAGAGCCUUCAGCCAGAAGCAGUACCUCAUUAAACAUCAAAAUAUCCAUAGUGGAAAGAAACCCUUUAAAUGUAAUGAGUGUGGAAAAGCCUUUAGCCAGAAGGAAAACCUAAUUAUCCAUCAAAGAAUACAUACUGGAGAGAAACCUUAUGAAUGCAAAGGGUGCGGGAAAGCCUUCAUUCAGAAGUCGAGUCUCAUUAGACACCAGAGAAGUCACACAGGAGAGAAACCCUAUAUAUGUAAGGAAUGUGGGAAAGCCUUCAGUGGCAAGUCAAAUCUCACUGAGCAUGAGAAAAUUCAUAUUGGAGAGAAACCCUAUAAAUGUAAUGAGUGUGGAACAAUCUUUAGGCAGAAGCAGUACCUCAUUAAACAUCACAACAUUCAUACAGGAGAGAAACCCUACGAAUGUAAUAAAUGUGGAAAAGCCUUCUCUCGAAUCACGUCACUUAUUGUACACGUGAGAAUCCAUACAGGUGAUAAACCUUAUGAAUGUAAAAUCUGUGGGAAAGCGUUCUGCCAGAGUUCAUCUCUCACUGUGCAUAUGAGAAGCCAUACAGGUGAGAAGCCCUAUGGUUGUAACGAAUGUGGGAAAGCCUUCUCGCAGUUCUCGACGCUUGCUCUACAUAUGCGAAUCCAUACUGGAGAAAAACCUUACCAGUGUACUGAAUGUGGGAAAGCUUUUAGCCAGAAGUCACAUCACAUCAGACACCAGAGAAUUCAUACUCAUUAAAGCUCUGUGAAUCCCUUGAAGUUAGGAAAACCUUCAACAGAAUUCAUGCUAAUAGUAUUUCAGAAAAUUCAUUUUACAGUAAAGUGUUAUGAAUGUGGCAAGUUCUUCAACAGUGCAAAACUUAAAGCACUGAGAAUUUGAGUAAGCAUACUGUCAUGAAAACCCAGCUCCCCAUGACUCCCAGCACAAACAUUAUUUAUGCUGUAGUUUCGGGAACGUUUUCAUUGAAAUAAGGAUUCAGUCAUGGACACUAAUCAACAUGGUUCUGAAAGACCCACCUGAUGCAUUAAGACAAAGAUAUGAGGUAUUUGUAAUUAGAGGAACCAAAAUUGUCCCUUUUUUGGUCAUGUUUUCUAUAAAUAUAUCAUCAAAUUUAGUUGCUUUUGAUGCAGCCAUAGGGAAGACUGUGACAGAAUAUUGUAUCCAGAAACAUGCAUGCCUUUAUAGGAAAUUGGUAAUUAACAAAGGUGGCAUCAUACGUUGGUAGGGAAAUCAUGGAUUAUUUUCAAAAAUGGUCUCAGGGUAACUGACUCUUCAUAUAGAAAGAGAAUAGAUUUUUGCUGUUGUCUUAAAAUACUGACUCUGAAAUCCAAAAAUAUUGCAGGCUAAUGCAAACAGCAAAACAUAGGAAUUUUGCAGGAAAAUGAUAUUAAAACCUUGGGAUAGGGCAAAAUUUCUAUAAUAGAUUCCAGAAUACCCACUCUUGAAUAUAUACACACACACAUAUAAAACAUCCGUUGAGUGUGUGUAUAUAUACACACAUCCAUAUACUCAAUAAAAUGAAUUUUAUACCUUUAUCUUAUUUGUAGCAUGAAUUAUUAAAAAAUUGGAAACAAAUAUAUGUUGCUUGUGAAAUGGUUAAAUAAAAUGUGAUGUAGUCACACAGAGUAUUCUAUAGUAGUUAAGUACAACAAAUUAUAUUAACAAAGAUCUAAACCAUGUAAAGAAAGGUGAUUACAGUGAUAACUGAAUUAAAUCAACACUAGUAUUCAAUGUUGGUUAUGUUACAUAUUUUCAUGUAAAACUGAAUAAUGGAUUAAAAGGAUACACAUUCAGUUCAUAAAAGUUUUUGUCUAGGAAUUAAAGUGAUGGAAGGGAAGUGGGACCAAGCAUGGUAAUUAAAAAGAAAUAAAGUUUCCAAGUAAAUAUAACAAUGUUAGUUAAUUCUGGGCUGUAGUAUGAUAUAUGUGUUUUAUUGUUUUUGCUAUUUCUUUAAAACUUCUGUAAAACAAAAAAAAAAAGAUAGGCAUAUAUAAGUUGUACAUGGAGUCACACUCCCAGUCAGAUGCUAAUAUGGAAAGAUUUCUAAAAUCCUAUCAUUACUAUAAAAUGAAAUAACUUUUUAAUUGAGGUUGUAGCUUACUAAAAUCAGGUGUUUACUCAUGGCACAUCACUAAGUUAAAGCUUGGUUUUGCAACAGGUUGGAUGAUGUAACAGUCAUAUCAUUUAAUAAUACAUGCACAGAUUUGGUAGAGAGAAUUCAUUUUACUGAAACACUAGAAAUUUUAACGGGUCACAUAACCAGUUGGCAUUACAAAUUGUUGAAAUGAAGGAAGCAUGUUACUUUUUUCUUUUUAAUAUGCCACUGAGUAAAACAUUAACUCUUGCAUUUCAGCUUCAGUUUUGGCUUUAGGUUUAUAAUUUUUUUCUCAGUUCUGCCAAACACAGAUAGCCCCUCUCUCUUUUUCCCCUCUCCCUGUUUGUUUCUUGGGGGCAAAUGGUGCUUUAAAAAGGAGACAGUGAACAUAAAUAACAUUUCAUUUAAAGGAAAUCUUUCUAAGAAUUUCUAUUUACUUGACUUCCCUUUUCACAGUAACCUGACAGAGAAUAUUAUGGUUACUAGCAUUUUGAAGGUUGGCCUUGAGACAAGAUUCUAAGUUAUUUGAGGGGAAUGGCUUCGAUUAUAUUCAGUCUCUCUGUCCUAAAACAUAGUGGGCGUUUGCAUUUGUUCAAACUGUGACUCCUUCAACAUGAGGAUUCUGAACAGAGUAAUUUGAAGCCCAUCCCUGCUUCAUGGCUAGUAAUGUUGCCAAAUAAUAUACCUGUAUAUCUGUAUGUAUCUUAAGUUAUCCUCUUGUUUUAUUCCAUUCCUUAUUGAACAUUCUUUCAUAGUCUUUAAGUAUUUGUCCUGUGCUUGUGCAGCUUUGAAGUGACAAGAGCGCCAAGGAACUAAUUCAGACCAAACUUAGGAGGAUUCCCCUUCCUCUGGUGACUGUUGGCACAGCAAAAAGAAUGACUAUGAUGGUCAGGUAAUGUAAGAUGGAUAGUCUGCUCAGUAGCCUGUGAUACUAUAGACCGUAUAUGCAUUCAGCCACCCCUAUGGAUUCAACUUGUUGCUGGUUAUUUGCCACCGUAAGCAAAAUUAUAAUUAACAGCCUUCUAAUUGACCCUUCCAUUUCAGAUAUUUUUAUUUCUGGGGUAGAGAAUAUAGGUGAGAGAUUGCUAGGUCAAAAAAUACAUGCUACUUGUAAGUUUUAAUAGAGGCUGCCAUUAUCAGAAUGACAAGUUUCUUCUACCCCUGCAAUAAAUAUACCAAAAUUCAUGCUUGUCUGAUGACUAUAAACCUCACCUGCUCCUAGAUUUGCUUCUCUGUAAAUUUUCAUAUCAUUAGCCCAUUUUCUAUAGAAUUACUAUCUUUUUGUCAAUUUUGAAGACCUCGAAAUAUGUUAGAGCAUAGGAAUUUGUCAUAAAAUCCUUUUAUUCAUACAAAUAUUGUUAAAUGUCUAUGUAACCAAAUAUAUUAAUUUUUUCUAAGUUUAUAGAUUAAGAUUUUCAUCUGCAUUGUAUAUGUUGUUAGGUUCUCUUGCACGUUGCUUAUUGUUUCCUUAUUCGAUAUGUAAAUAUUUACUCCAUCUAGAAUUUAAUGUCAUAAGGUAGGAGAAUUAUUUUCUUCAAGAUGGGUUUCUGGUUGUACAAAUGAUUUGUUCCUCUGUUCAGCAGCUCUGAUACCAUCUUCCUGUACACCAGCAGCAAUCACAUAUUUGAAAUGAUAAUAAAAAAGAAAAAUUGGUUUUAGUCCUGCAUUGUUUAUCAUUAGCCUUGUUCUGACAAGAAAAUGACUUCCCAGCUUGCUCAUCAUCAGUGCUAUAACUGUUGGAGCAAGUACUGAUAGCCUCGGUCCUGCACAGCGGAGAAGAGGUUAGAAAGGUGUGGUUCACCUCAGCACUGGGCAGCGCUAACAU
Talpa occidentalis (Iberian mole) is the source of this 5398-nucleotide messenger RNA. RefSeq names its product zinc finger protein 260 (gene ZNF260). Gene Ontology annotation, biological process: regulation of transcription by RNA polymerase II. Gene Ontology annotation, cellular component: nucleus. Gene Ontology annotation, molecular function: DNA-binding transcription activator activity, RNA polymerase II-specific; RNA polymerase II cis-regulatory region sequence-specific DNA binding. The record is from RefSeq and is a predicted model, not a curated record. The transcript has 3 exons. NCBI's taxonomy places the organism in Eukaryota, Metazoa, Chordata, Mammalia, Eulipotyphla, Talpidae. Bases 978 to 2216 code for a protein of 412 amino acids.